GGGAGGCGAUGGCGGCGCGGCCGGAGCUGCGGGAGGAGCUGGAGCGGCGGCUGCGGGACCUGGGCAUCGCCACCGUCACGGCAGAGCACCCCCAGGUGUUCACUGUGGAGGAAAUGAUGCCCCACGUCCAGCACAUGAAAGGAGGCCACAGUAAAAACCUGUUUCUUAAAGACAAAAAGAAGAAAGGGUUCUGGCUGGUGACCGUCCUGCACAACAGGCAGGUCAAUUUGAACGAUCUGGCUAAAAAACUGGGCCUUGGCAGUGGGAACCUCAGGUUUGCUGAUGAGAACUCCAUGCUGGAGAAGCUCCAGGUGGGCCAGGGCUGUGCCACGCCACUCGCCCUCUUCUGUGACCAGGGGGACGUGAGGCUGGUGCUGGACUCCGCCCUGCUGGAAGGGGGCCACGAAAAGGUGUAUUUUCACCCAAUGACAAAUUCUGCAACCAUGGGAUUAAGCCCUGAGGACUUCUUGAAGUUUGUGAGAUCAACAGGCCACGACCCCAUCAUCCUACACUUCGAUGAAGAUGUUAACUAGAGGAAGUUCACUUUUCUACUGCUAGACAUAGAUUUGGUAAACUGGUGAAAAUCUUGUUACAAAUAAAACUUGAAAAAAAGACUUAUUCCUUUUUCAUAUUUUUUUUCAAUUGUGUAAAUUUAUAAUGGACAAUCUCGUGAGAAAAAAUACCAUCACUGAGUUAUUAGAAGUUCAGCAAUGUUCUUAAAAAGACCUUUGCAGUCUGUAUGCACUAAGUAUAAACUUUAGUAUAAAUUAACUCAUGUUUGCACUAGGUAACUAUUAAGUAUAAAAGGCAUUAUUUAAAUAACUUUAUAAUCUUUGUUAAUGAAACAGAUAAAACUGGAACGUCCCAGGUGUGGGACUGGCCUUGAAGGUUUGAACUUAACAUGAAGAGAGGGGAGCAGUGAAGGUGAGGGAUGGAACCUGAAGGUGAUGGGGGGUGAAGGCUUUUGAGUGCAGCCUAAUGAAAACGUCACACAAACGCUGGCUCUGGGGCAGCCAAGAGCAUCAGCAGCAGCUGAGGUGAGCAGAAACCAACCCCCAGGAGUGCAGAUUAAAACACAUCCAAGGAGCUGUGAUCUUGGAAGAAUGAACAGUUACUAUUAUCUGAGUAAGAAGAAGUGUCUUCUGUGGCAAGGCAGGUUUCUCCCCCUCCUCCUUACCGUGGUCUCCUGCAUUUUGGAAGGAUCUGGCACCUGUUCUCAGAGCUCCUGGUGACAGAACACUCACCAUCCAGCAGGUCAGAGUCCUCCCUCCACCUGGUCAGACACCAACCAACCCCAGCUAUCAGAGGAGUCAUCUCAGUGGGACAGAAGGGACCUAAAAACGCUGCAGCUGGAGGAAGAGUCACUAGAAAGAUGUCCAGUAACAUUUAUCUUACCCUCUGCCUGCUACUACUCUCCCUCCCACUAAAGGUUUUUCUCUUUCUUCUACCCCAAAAUCCCUUUUCCCUUAUUAAAAAAUGAGGAUUAGACUUGACUUGUCAGGGGUUUUAAAUCUACAGUAUUUUAAAUGGGACAAAUUGAUUUAAAGGCAUGUGCACAAUCCUAGAACCUGCACUGCCUGAAGUGUAACUGUUUUUGUCCUCAGGGGGAUCCUGAGACUUGACAGAAAUAACCCCCAAGCAAAACUAAAGCUUCAAAUACUACACUUGUCAAAUCUAUAAUGAUUUCCUUUUGUCUUUACUUACGAAAUUAGUGUUGUUUUCUUUGGUGUUUUUUUUUUUUUUUAAUAA
This is a messenger RNA of Myiozetetes cayanensis, 1749 nucleotides long. Its product is annotated as prolyl-tRNA synthetase associated domain-containing protein 1-like. Lineage: Eukaryota; Metazoa; Chordata; Aves; Passeriformes; Tyrannidae. Gene Ontology annotation, molecular function: aminoacyl-tRNA deacylase activity. The record is from RefSeq and is a predicted model, not a curated record. The coding region runs from base 9 to 533 and encodes 174 amino acids. The transcript has 2 exons.